Molecule: messenger RNA, 2299 nt
Organism: Aedes aegypti (yellow fever mosquito)
Lineage: Eukaryota; Metazoa; Arthropoda; Insecta; Diptera; Culicidae
Product: LIRP
Exons: 3
Coding region: 1185-1607 (140 amino acids)
Cellular component (GO): extracellular region
Molecular function (GO): hormone activity
Source: RefSeq, a predicted model, not a curated record
ACGCUUUCCAGCCGCACGACCAGUUGCACUUGUGAUGUCGACGAGGUAGCAAUAGCCAUUUGAAGUUGACUCGUUAGUGUUUUAAGGAGGAGAACUAGUAGGAAGUUCGUGGUUCCGUAGUGAAGUACCAGACACAAGCCCAUCACAGAGAGAGAGGCCCAAGUGUGUCGAAGCGAUUCCCAAGGGGAGAGCCCCGCAAGAAGGAGAAACUACUGGACUGUGUUGUUUUUUGUUUUUCGAAGUUUCCAAUAAGGGUCUUCCAAGGCUAUCCUCGGACAGCAGUUGCGUCUGAAAAGCAACCGACCAAGGACAGCCGAACCGAGAGAUCCCAACGUUAUCGUCGAUGCGCUGAGAUCCAGACAAAUAGCGGCACGUACAUAAAUGCUACUGAAAACAAAAAAUAAAACAAGUCAGUGUCCUUUGAGCGUCGGUGACUGCCGCAAGGAGGGACGAAUCGUGUAAACUGCAUCGCAAGAAACUACCGAAGAACAAGUAGAAGAAAAAUAUGUUUUAAGUGAUUUCAAUCCAAGCAAGCCACGCGUAUACGAUCACAAGUUGUAUGAUUGAGUGUAUAGAACCGAGAGUAGAAACCGCCUAGCAACAACGAAGCAAACGCAGUGUGAUAGUUGUUCUUUCUCAAGCCAAACGGUGAUUCUGGUUUGGUUGUAACUAAAUCUAGAAACAAAAAGCAAACGGGAAACACAAAAAACAAGUGGUCGUUGUAAUAACUGUUUACAAAACUUCCAAGCCUACUCUGUGAGCGCUGAAAUAGUUGUUAUUAAUACAUCAUAUUCAUGGCCUGCUGUCUGAGAAGAGGCGUUGGCGCUUAUCACGAAGACUCUUGCUAGACGACUACGACGAUUGCAGCAGCAUACUGGAAGAGAGAGACCACAAACCGGCACCCUUUCUACCGAGUGUACAUACUUUGUGUUGUUUUUUUAUAUAUAAACUGUAUUGUUCGGCUUCCCACACGCUAUUAAUAACUGGUACUGGCUUGAUUCGCGUUGACCCUUGACACCAACCCCGCGAGUGACUGCCGGUCUCGUUUUGAAUGUGUACUUUGGAACUCUACUGGAUCGAUUUCAUUUUCAUCUUCAACAAAAACUGCUCCAAGUCAGUCGGGCUGACGUAUCGCUGGAUCAUUUUUCUUUGCUGCCGAUUGAUCAACGAACAAAAACCUAAAGAUGCAAUCCAGUUCGAUCAACCUGUUCAGAGCCCUUCUGAUCGUUGCGAUGCAGUUGGCUCUGCUUUCGCUUUUCGUCGGUCGAGCCCACAGUUCGCCGCUGGCCUCUCCGGGUUCCGGUAGCAAUGCAGAUGGACUAUUACAUCACACCCGUUCCCGGUACUGCGGCCGAAAGCUGACCGAAACGCUGGCCCUUCUGUGCCAAGGCCGAUACCCGAUGAUGAGCCAUCACCGCUCAGAAUACCUCUCGGACCAGCCGCAGGCGCAAGUCGAGGUCGAAGUGGCUACCCUGCCGGACAGCGGUAGUCACGGUUUUCCGUUCUCCCGGUCGACCGGUCACCGACGGGUGCGCCGGGGCGGAAUCUACGACGAAUGCUGCAAGAAAAGCUGUUCGUACGCCGAACUCAAGAGCUACUGCGAAUGAUGUCGAGUUCAGCAGUUGUUCGCGUUCGGUACCGUGGUGCCGCAGCAAGAUGGGACUCCGCCACCGCCUGACGGGGGUUCCAUCCGCUCUGGGUACGGGAGUGCCCGAGAGCGAGAACGUGGCAGACGGCGACAGACAGUGGCAACAGAAGCGGUAGCAGCAGUUUGAUGAGUGCCCCUGGCCAGAGAAGGAGAUAGAGGCGCCAUCUGGCUCCGGGUGGCGGACUGUUUGGGUAUCUCAGGCACUCCGCCACCCGCUCGGAAAAGCAACCACAAAAAUACAUGUGUAUUCGAUAUUUUUUUAUUUAAUCUUUUUUUUUCUUACAAAACGUCAACAUCGGUGUUAAAGGCCAUAACUAGCUCGUAGGUAGACCAUUAUACAAAUUUAAAAAUGAACAAUGUAUUGACGCAGUGCCUCCCUUGGAAAUCGUCCGGGAACAGUUGAGGUAGAGUUGUCAAGAACAACUAAAGCAUAAUGUGACUGAAGUAUUUAAAACCUCGGUAACUUUAAAUAUUGCUCUUACAAAGCCGAGCGGUUCUGAGGAUGCUUAAUCUCUAUUAUACGUACAAUUUUACCACGACUACUUGUAGAGGGUUUUUUAUUAUGUACCAAUCGCUAUAUUUGCCACUUUUUAAGCCCUGAUUUAUAUUUUUAAUGAUAUGUACAAAAUAAAAGAUAAACAAUCUCCAAUA